AUGGCACCAGUACUUUGGUGGUGGAAGGCUCCAGCUGCACGUGAUGAAUUGGCUCGAGCGAGAGCUCCCUCCCUCCCAAGUGCUCUCCUCGCUUACUGCCACCUGUCCCACGAACUGCCUGGGGCCCACACACCGCCUAACGGGGGGCCACGACUUGCUGUUGCUGCACCGCCAGGCCACAUCUUGAGAAUCCUCCAGCUCAUCAUCGCGAAACGACACUGGAAUUGGCACCCACCACCCUCCCCAGUACUCCUUUUCCACGGUGAUGCCAGGCUGUGGCUCCCUCUCCCUCUGAACUCGACAGCUUUACCGCCUCUCCACCGUCUCCGUCCAGCUGGCAAUUGGGCUCUGCUAUUGAUCCAAAAACCCAACAAGCACUGCGAGGCAUCCCACCUCCUGGCUUGA
Messenger RNA from Thyridium curvatum, 405 nucleotides. RefSeq lists its product as uncharacterized. Lineage: Eukaryota; Fungi; Ascomycota; Sordariomycetes; Thyridiales; Thyridiaceae. Bases 1 to 405 code for a protein of 134 amino acids. The record is from RefSeq and is a predicted model, not a curated record. The transcript has a single exon.